Molecule: messenger RNA, 771 nt
Organism: Populus trichocarpa (black cottonwood)
Lineage: Eukaryota; Viridiplantae; Streptophyta; Magnoliopsida; Malpighiales; Salicaceae
Product: probable protein phosphatase 2C 55
Exons: 3
Coding region: 1-771 (256 amino acids)
Source: RefSeq, a predicted model, not a curated record
AUGAAAGGAAUUGAUUCUGGGAUUUUCGCAAGAGAACUUAUGUCCAAUUAUCUCACAGCUCUUCGAUCCUUGAAGCCUAAAGGGGAUGUUAAUCUCAAGAAAAUAUUGUUAAAAGCGCAUUCCAAGACUGUUGCUUUAGGAUCAUCCACUGCUUGUGUUGUUACCCUUAAAAGAGACCGAUUGUGUUAUGCCAACGUGGGUGAUAGCGGUUUCAUGGUUUUCAGAGGGAAAAGGCUUGUUUACAGGUCACCGACACAGCACAGCUUUUUCAACUACCCUUUUUCGUUGGGGAAUUGGGUUCAGAAGGGUAAGCGCCGGGCUUCGGUUUUCCUUGGUGAAUUUGAUGUGGAGCAGGGGGAUAUUGUGGUUGCUGGUACCGAUGGAUUGUUCGAUAAUCUUUUCGGCUCUGAGAUCGAGGAGAUUCUUCAAGAACAUGGAGGAAGAUCUUGUCCUCAGGCUCUUGCCUGGACCAUUGCAACUGUUGCGUCCAUGAAUUCAACCAGCGAGGAUUAUGACUCUCCCUUUGCAGUUGCUGCUGAGUCUGAAGGAAUCGAGCACAUUUUUUUUGGGUUGACCCGGAUGCGUCGAAUGAAAUCUACAGGACGUCGUCAGCAGACGGUUGCACAUAGUUUUUCUAGCAGCAAGGAGGACAUCUCCUUAGGUGCUGAUCACGACGAUGCAUUUGCGCCACCGUGUGAUGCUUCCUCUUCUACCGCGGUUUCACAGUGCAGAAGCGAAAUUCCUGAUCAAGCUGAGCUGAAACUAUUGUAG